Drosophila grimshawi is the source of this 1603-nucleotide messenger RNA. It is a transcript of the gene Cyp316a1, whose product is annotated as probable cytochrome P450 316a1. The coding region runs from base 1 to 1464 and encodes 487 amino acids. The transcript is spliced from 4 exons. NCBI's taxonomy places the organism in Eukaryota, Metazoa, Arthropoda, Insecta, Diptera, Drosophilidae. The record is from RefSeq and is a predicted model, not a curated record. Gene Ontology annotation, molecular function: heme binding; iron ion binding; oxidoreductase activity, acting on paired donors, with incorporation or reduction of molecular oxygen.
AUGAUCUUGCCCAGCAUUUUUGUGUGUUUCUGUCUGGCAUCGGCAGUCAACUAUUUUCGUACCCGUCGACAGCGUAAAUUCAUUACAAAUCUCAAGGGACCCUUCAGCUUUCCCCUGACGGGUGCCUUGCUCAAGAUUGUCCUACUCACACCGAAAAAUUUUUUCAAGCGUAGCGCUGAUUAUCUUGGUAAAUAUGGUGCACUGACGCGUUGCUGGAUCUUUGAUCGACUUUUCAUACCCGUCGCUGACUUGGAACUGGCAAAACAGCUGCUGCACAGUGAGUCGCAUCUGGAAACGGGACAGAAACUGAUGAGUGACUGGCUGGGUGACAGUGUGCUCAUGUGCCAGCAAGAGCACUGGUCACAGCGUCACCAGCAAAUAGCAGCACUCUUUAAACCGGAAAAUAUGUUGCAGUUGACAAAACUGUGCCAGCAACAGGCCAAUCAACUCUGUCCACAACUCGUGCAGCAAGCAGAGACACGCGAGAUAUUCGAUGUGUGGCAAAUAGUGUCCGGCAAUGUGCUGGACUUGAUGUUAGCAACCACUUGUGGAGUGCAGCCCAGUGUCGAAUAUAAAAAGGCAUUUACUGAACUUACUGAGCUUUAUAGAAAUCGUUUUCUGAGCAUUAAGUCGGCAAAUCGCUUUACUUACUGGCUGGCAUCUCCACUGAAGCGUCGUCGUCAAAGGCGACUCAUUAAAGUGAUCAACGCUGAGAAUAAACAGAUCGUCGAACAGUGUCGUCAACAACAGCAGACCAAAAUGCCGAUGAAGAGUGAAGUUUUCAUAAUAGAUGAAUUUGUGUCGACAACACCAAGCCGAGAACACCAAUCGCUGCUGGAUGUGCUCCUGGAAUAUGAGAAACUCACCGAUGAGCAGCUGUGUUCCGAGUUGAAUACCUGCAACUAUUUGGGGUAUACGUUGUGCAGCACAACGCUCUGCUUUGCCUUGAUCCUCAUAGCUCGUCAUCCGGCUGUGCAGCAGCGUUGCCUGGAGGAGCUGCGUGCAUCUCGCAGCGCUGAAGAUGGGAAUCUUCCAAGUCUGCCUUACCUGGAUGCGGUUCUCAAGGAGGUUUUGCGAUUGCAUCCGCCACAGUUAAUUGUGGGUCGUCAACUAAGCCAGGACUUUACAUACACUCACUCUUUGGUUGGAGAUGGUAUUUUGCCUACUGGCGCCGAGAUUUAUAUUAAUCUCUACGAGCUGCAACGCUGUGAACAGCAGUACGGCAAAAAUGCCCAACAUUUUCAGCCAGAACGCUUUAUGGACCAUCCACCAGAGCUGCUCAGCUUUAGUCUGGGUCCUCGCAGCUGUCCUGCCCAGCAGUUCAGCCUGUCACUGCUGAAAACGCUGCUGGCGCCUCUGCUGCUCCAAUUCGAGUUGCUGCCACAUGGCGAUGCAGUGCGUCCGAAUCUGCGACUAAUUCUCGGCUCACAGAAUGGCUUUCUUCUAGCGCUAAGGCAACGCUAAGUAAUCAAAUCGAAACUAAUAUUAUUAAACUAAAUUAAACCCGUAGAAGUAAAACAAUGUUCUAAUUAUAUUAAAUUUAUAUACAUUUAUCAGAUUAAUAUACAUUUGUAGUCCAGUUGAAUUGAAAGUGGCCAGCUGA